Papilio xuthus (Asian swallowtail) is the source of this 1821-nucleotide messenger RNA. RefSeq names its product GTP-binding protein Di-Ras2. The record is from RefSeq and is a predicted model, not a curated record. Gene Ontology annotation, cellular component: membrane. The transcript is spliced from 4 exons. Bases 243 to 872 code for a protein of 209 amino acids. Gene Ontology annotation, molecular function: GTP binding; GTPase activity. NCBI's taxonomy places the organism in Eukaryota, Metazoa, Arthropoda, Insecta, Lepidoptera, Papilionidae. Gene Ontology annotation, biological process: signal transduction.
AUUCGCCACUGUGUGUCAUAGUUUUGUGUUGGUUUGGUUGGGCGUUGUAAACCUAAAGAAAUCAAAUAAUGUGCAUUUAUUUUAUCAUUACGUUUUAUCGCCGUGCAUAGCAACAAUAAAAACAAACUUCUAUACAACAAAAAUUGUAAUAAACUCCAAAAAUGCUGUAAAACCUUGUUAUUAUAGUAUAGUUCUGUAAUCUUGUGGAUUGAUUUUUCGAAAAGGUUUUCCAAAAAUUAGUUAUGCCGGAGCAAAGCAAUGAUUAUCGUGUUGUAGUUUUUGGUGCAGGUGGUGUAGGAAAGAGUUCCCUGGUACUACGUUUUGUAAAAGGGACCUUUAGGGAGUCCUACAUACCUACAAUAGAAGACACUUACAGACAGGUUAUCAGCAGCAAUAAAACAAUAUGUACAUUACAAAUAACUGACACUACAGGUUCUCAUCAAUUUCCUGCCAUGCAGAGAUUAUCUAUUAGCAAGGGCCAUGCAUUUAUUUUAGUAUAUUCAGUAAGCAGUCGACAAUCACUAGAAGAACUAAAGCCGAUAUGGCAGACAAUAAAAGAAAUAAAAGGCACCGAGUUACCAAACAUUCCAGUUAUGUUGGCAGGCAACAAAUGUGACGAGAGUCCAGAGAUUAGAGAAGUUUCAGCUGCAGAGGGCCAAGCACAAGCUCAGACAUGGGGUGUGUCAUUCAUGGAAACAUCUGCUAAAACUAAUCACAAUGUUACACAGUUGUUCCAGGAACUUCUAAACAUGGAGAAAAAUAGAAAUGUGUCGCUUCAAGUUGAUGGUAAAGGCAAAAAGAAAAAGGACAAGAUAGUAAAAGAAGGAGGAGAACCAUCGGCCAGUGGCAGAGAGAAGUGUUGUGUUAUGUAAUACAGAAGAUCAUUUGAAUGUAUCAAAGCACACUUUGGUGACAGUUGUGAACUAAUAAGUGAGGUAUGUAUUAAUUUUCUUGUCACUUAUUAUGUUAUCAACUGUAUUGUUAACACUCUAGUUUUGAUUCUAGUCAUAAAAUUUAUCCCGGGAGAAAUAAUCACGGAUUUAAUAUAAUGCAUUUAAAUAAGUAGUGAUAAUAUCAAUAUGCCUUAGACUUAAUUUUCAUUAUAAAGGACUAUAAUGUUCACCUUCAUCAAAAUGUGUAUAUUUUGCUAAUAUUAAUAUUGUUUUAUUUACACUAGUUAUCGAAUAUUGACUGACGCAACAUUAUAUGGAUGUGAAAUCAUUCCAUGAAUGUUAAAAUACAACGAAGAGUCUAUAGGACGCUGUUAUUCAAUUGUACGCUAAUUAAUAUGUAUAUGUUAAAAUGAUCUGAAUAAUUAUGCGGCAUUCACCUAAAUUUUUGCAUACUUUUUAAUAUGAAGUUAAACAUACUUGAUGCCUAGUUAUUUUUACAUGAAUAUCCAACAAUAAUUAUGUAAUUUGAAAAGAGUGAUUCUGAUAUUUAUUGUUAAUAAAUUUACCCAAUAUUCAUAUAAAAAGUAGUUGUUAAAAUAAUUGCUAGAAUAUUUCAGUGCGGUACUGUAAAGUACAAUUUUUUUUGUUGCUAUUGUUUAUUUUUUAUACAUUGUUCUCUGGUAGUGUCAUUGUGAGAAAAGAUAAUGGAUAUGUGCCAAAUUAGAAAGCAGUUUGUAGCAGUAGAUGAAGUAAAUCAAUAGUUAUUAUUUGAUGAAAACCAUAAUAUACAUUUUUAAAUGCAAACAAAAAUUGUUGAUAAAUAAUAUGUCUAUUUUGUUGAUAUACCAAUAUGUUUGUGUGUAUGAUGGGACUUGUGUCUUUCAUUAUAGUAUUUAUAAUUAUGUUAUAUUCAAUUAUCAAUUGAUUU